GGCGGAGGUCAGCCACGUGCCUUGAUUUCGUUCCGGGCUUAAAUUCUCACCCCCAACAGCCGCUAUUCGCCGACUCGUUGUACGUAAUAUUGCCCCCACCCGCCCACCCCGGGUGCCUGGCCAGAUCCUAGAGUCAGCUAGAAAGCCUGAUGUUUUAGCUGGCCUUUUCCCUCUCUGGUGAGGACGAAGCCUGAACGCUUCUAGUAGCGGUUUUUAACUUGUUUUUAAAAAGCGGGGGGAAAGCAAAUUAAAGAACAAAGAUUUGUUUCUGCCUUUCGCCUCCUCCUGCCGUCCCCCAAGAUGUGAAAAGACCGUUUGGGAGGUAUAUCCUCAGCUGCACUGGCCUACGCGGCAUCCUCUAUAACGGGAGGAGGAGCUAUACUCUGACUGAAGUCCGCAGGCGGGGGCGGGGGUAAAGUGGGAACGCUUAGCCGCGGCACGCCGAUCAUGAAGCACGAUUGCGCAGGCGCUCUUCAGCGCGAGGAAUCCUGGGCAGAUUUCCUUGCAGGACGUUCAGGAGUCUUUCGAAGAUGACUUUAGAGAAGAGAGAGGGAUGCGUUUGGCUCCUCGUACUUAGCUCUGUGUUUCUGUGUAAUCUCCUUAAGCUUCUCCUCCCCUCCUUCUCUUCUGUCAUAUCCAAGCUGCUACAAAAGGAUGUAGACCAAGAGUCCCAGAUGAGAGCAGAAAUACAAACCAUGAAACAAGAUCUCUCAGCUAUUAGCAUGAUGGAUGAAUUUGCCAGAUAUGCCAGACUGGAACGAAAGAUUAAUAAAAUGACUGAUAAGCUUAAAACUCACGUAAAAGCACGAACAGCCCAAUUAGCCAAAAUUAAAUGGGUCAUAAACAUCGUUUUCUACAUAUUGCAGGCUUUAUUGAUGAUUUCACUUAUUUGGAAGUAUUAUUCUGAUCCUGUGACUGUGCUACCAAGUAAAUGGAUAACUCCAUUAGAACGCUUAGUGGCAUUUCCUACUGGAGUAGCAGGUGGUGUUGGAAUUACUUGUUGGCUUGUCGUCUGCAACAAAGUUGUGGCUAUCAUGCUCCACCCUUUUAGCUGAAAAGAAAAAUGACUAAACUCCAGGACUUUAAAUCACUUUUCCAGUAUUAGAAUUUAAAAUGUUUUAAAUGAUUUCCUUUAAAACAUAGCCUUUGCUGGAAUUUAGGUGUACCAUGGCUAAGAAAAAAUUGUUUAUAACUGUUGUAAUUGAACCAAAAAAGUUUUUUUUCUGAAUAUUCAUACACAUCAGUAAGUACAGUGGUAGUUUGUUUUGCUUAGUGAGAAAUGUACAGGGUCAUGGUGGCAUUUAUGAGAUAUUUAUGUGAUUUAGAAGAGAUUUUUUAUUUGCUACUACUGUCAGAAAAGUAGAUGCUUUAAAUUGCCACAAAAGCACUAUAAAGCAUUAUUUUAAAUUUUCAUUUGGUAAUAAAGCAGAUAAAUCUUCAUAAUACCAGUACUAAACCAUGAAAUUUAUUUUUUUAAUCUGGUCCUACAAAAUGUAUUCAUUAAUGUCCAAAGCAAUUCUUAUUAUUAACAAAACUCCACUUUCUGUUGAGAGAGUUGUUAGUGUUAAAUCUUUGCUUAUCUGUCUUUUCUCCAAGAUGUAAACACUAUAGAUUAGCUGUAACUCUAGCCCACUGUUAAAAACUAUUAGGUUUUUUUCAUUUUUAUAAAUGUUUGCCAUUUGUUGUUUUGUGCCUGAAUUGCUUUUGUGUGUGAAACCUUUUUGAAACUUAUGUUAAUAAUUACAUUUAGUCUGAAUUUAAUAUUUAUGCUCAUGAAAUAGCCUUGUUCUAUUAAAAAGUUACUUGAGAUCUGA
Molecule: messenger RNA, 1814 nt
Organism: Monodelphis domestica (gray short-tailed opossum)
Lineage: Eukaryota; Metazoa; Chordata; Mammalia; Didelphimorphia; Didelphidae
Gene: GET1
Product: guided entry of tail-anchored proteins factor 1
Biological process (GO): tail-anchored membrane protein insertion into ER membrane
Cellular component (GO): GET complex
Molecular function (GO): protein-membrane adaptor activity
Source: RefSeq, a predicted model, not a curated record